AUGGUCAAAAAUCCUCGGAAACGUCAAAAGACAGGAAAAAUACAACAUAAACCAGUCCCACUAGGUGCUGGCCUGCGCAAUGACGCGAGUAAAGACGACGAGGAGAGGCGUCUCGAAAACUUGCUAUUCGGUGUCCCAUAUGCUCCUGAGAAGGCUGGCAAGGAAAUCAUGGUAAUAUCUGAUGAAGAAGCAGAGGAUGGCCAAUAUGAAGUAGGACGAGAGUUUGAAAAUUUGCUCGACUCGGAUCUUUUUUUCGUGGACGACAAUGCUGGACUAUCCGAGUUUAGCCAGGCUCCUCAAGACCAUGUACAGUCUGAUGUAGAAGAUAACGAAGAGCUCAUAAUACCGGAGGUCCCCGAAAGUGAUGAAGACGAAGAAAUUUCCAUUAUUCGCCAGGACAUCCCUCAGCAGCCCAAAAAAACCAAAGCACCUGCUUGGACAGACCCAGACGAUGUAAACGUUCAAGUCUCACUUGCAUCAAAUAACCGUCUUCGCAAACUGCGCGACGCACCCUCUGAUGACACAGUGGGAGGACGUGAAUACGAGCGCAGAUUACGCAGGCAAUUCGAACACAUAAACCCAACUCCAGACUGGGCAUCCAUCGCGCGCAAGAAAAGCGAACGUGCAAAGAGACGUCGAUCAUCGGCUUCUGGAUCUGAGAGUGGGGAGGAUGUUGUGCCGGAGCUGCUGGCAUCAACGGCUGGAAUUUUGGGGACUACUAAGUCAAGGAUUAUACCCCCGAGCACACUCUCCAUCGAGCGAUUGCGAGAUGCUAAUCAAGCUGCGCCAGCGGAUGGCGAAAUAAAAACAGUUGCAUUUCAUCCUUCGCCUCACGUUCCCGUCCUUUUGACUGCAAGUGCAGACCGUCGCCUGAGGCUUUUCCACAUUGACGGUCUCACGAAUCCUCAUGCCCAAACUCUUCACGUCCCAUCACUUCCUAUCACCAAUGCUGUUUUCCACCCCAGCGGCACGUCUAUAUUGAUGACUGGUCCACGACCUUUCUAUUACACGUACGACCUUCAGUCUGGAGCCUCCCACCGCUCCCCUCGAGGCCUAUGGGGCACCACAUUCUCUUCGGGUCGUGGAGACCAAGGCGCGAGCAUGGAGAUUUCUUCCUUCAACCCGACAGGGGAAAUUCUCGCUGUUGCAGGACGGCGAGGUCAUAUUCAUCUUGUCGAUUGGCGAUCAGGUGCAGCGCAAGUCAUGGGCGAACUCAAAGCAAACUCGAACGUGAAGUCUUUGUGGUGGUCGAAGGCCGGAGCAGGCGAGCUUCUGGGCUUGACAGAAGAUUCACAGGUUUAUGUUUGGAAUGUUGGGCAGCGCAAAUGCGUAAAACGAUGGCAGGAUGAGGGCGGGUUCGGCAGUCGAUUAUUUGGUGGAGAUGGCCAAGGAAAAUAUCUGACUGUUGGUUCAAACACAGGUUUGGUCAAUGUCUACAAUGCAGAGAGUACGGUCGAUCUUGAGGGAGGCAAACCAAAAACUUUAAAGACGAUUGGGAACCUGACAACAAGUAUCUCAACGUUGCGGUUCAAUCAUGACUCUCAGUUACUUGCUAUUGCAAGUAACGAUAAAAAAGAUCAGAUGCGGAUGGUUCACUGCCCGUCAUUGACAGCAUUUGGGAACUGGCCCACGUCAAGUACCCCUCUUGGACAUGUAACCUCCGUCGAUUUCUCCCGUGAGAGCGAGUACCUGGCUAUCGGCAACACUCGCGGUCGCGUACUACUCUAUCAACUGCGUCAUUUCUCACAGCAAUAA
This is a messenger RNA of Suillus subalutaceus, 1755 nucleotides long. RefSeq names its product WD40-repeat-containing domain protein. Bases 1 to 1755 code for a protein of 584 amino acids. Gene Ontology annotation, cellular component: Pwp2p-containing subcomplex of 90S preribosome; small-subunit processome. Gene Ontology annotation, molecular function: protein binding. The record is from RefSeq and is a predicted model, not a curated record. Gene Ontology annotation, biological process: rRNA processing. NCBI's taxonomy places the organism in Eukaryota, Fungi, Basidiomycota, Agaricomycetes, Boletales, Suillaceae. The transcript has 5 exons.